Messenger RNA from Trichogramma pretiosum, 863 nucleotides. Its product is annotated as 40S ribosomal protein S3-like. Gene Ontology annotation, molecular function: structural constituent of ribosome; RNA binding. The transcript has 4 exons. Gene Ontology annotation, biological process: translation; positive regulation of apoptotic signaling pathway. Lineage: Eukaryota; Metazoa; Arthropoda; Insecta; Hymenoptera; Trichogrammatidae. Gene Ontology annotation, cellular component: nucleus; cytosolic small ribosomal subunit. The record is from RefSeq and is a predicted model, not a curated record. Bases 100 to 831 code for a protein of 243 amino acids.
GAGACUCUACUGUAGUCUACCUUUAUGAUGUGCCUCUCUUUUCUGUGAGCGCUUGCCCGUGCAUCGCAUGAUAUUCUUACGUUCUAUCUAAUUCCCAAAAUGGCUGGAACUAUUUCGAAAAAACGCAAGUUUGUACAAGACGGAGUUUUCCGUGCUGAGUUAAACGAGUUUUUGACUCGUGAACUCGCUGAAGAUGGUUACUCUGGUGUGGAAGUGCGUGUCACUCCCCAAAGAACUGAAGUCAUCUUGAUGGCUACCCACACCCAAAGUGUUUUGGGAGAGAAAGGACGUAGGAUAAGGGAGCUUACGUCUCUUGUCCAAAAGCGUUUUGGUUUCAAGGAUGGAAGCAUUGAGCUUUAUGCUGAGAAAGUAGCCACCAGAGGAUUGUGCGCUGUAGCUCAAGCUGAAUCUUUGAGAUACAAGCUGAUCGGUGGAUUGGCUGUCCGUAGGGCAUGCUAUGGAGUACUCCGCUUCAUCAUGGAGUCUGGUGCUAAGGGUUGCGAAGUAGUCGUCAGUGGCAAACUUCGUGGUCAACGUGCCAAGUCGAUGAAGUUUGUUGAUGGUCUCAUGAUCCACUCUGGUGAGCCCACCAACGAAUACGUGAACACUGCCACACGCCACGUAUUGCUCAGACAAGGUGUUUUGGGAAUCAAGGUCAAAAUUAUGUUGCCUUGGGAUCCAGCAGGCAAGAACGGACCCAAGAAACCACUUCCUGACAAUGUUAUUGUCCAGGAGCCCAAAGAAGAGCAGGUGUAUGCUGCCCCUGUUUCUGAAGUUAAAAUGGCCCCGCCAGUAGCACUGCCAGUGGCCCCACAAAUGGCUGUUGCUUAAAUUUGUAAUAAAUAAUUAUAAUUUAUACUUGA